GAUGCGGCUCGAGGACCCGAUCGACCGCGAGAAACACUGCCCCUUCCUGCUGCGCGUCUUCUUCAGCAUGGGGGCGCACAACAGAACCGACGCGUUCGAAGCCCUGGACGACAAACCGAUCGCCAACGAGCUGCACAUUUACACGUGGCCCGACGCCACGCUGCGCGAGAUCGCAGACCUGGUGCAAGACUCGAACACCGAAGCCCAGAAGCCCAACAUGCGUCUCAGCAUCUGCGUUGUGUCGGAGACGAGGGACGGAAGAGUGCUCAUGCGGAAGGUUGGCUACGUGAACAGCAGCCGUCGUCGGUGCGCGGACGACAGCAAGACGCUCGCGAGCGUGCGCUUCCAUCCGGGCGACCUGGUGGACAUUGCCAUGGUCGAGUGAGUCGACAGCAGACUGUCAUGUAGCCAUGUUAGCUUGUGUGUCUAAAAUGCAAACGCGUCUGAAUUUC
This is a messenger RNA of Phytophthora sojae, 452 nucleotides long. RefSeq lists its product as hypothetical. NCBI's taxonomy places the organism in Eukaryota, Oomycota, Peronosporomycetes, Peronosporales, Peronosporaceae. The record is from RefSeq and is a predicted model, not a curated record. Gene Ontology annotation, cellular component: nucleus. The transcript has 4 exons. Gene Ontology annotation, molecular function: transcription corepressor activity; transcription factor binding. Gene Ontology annotation, biological process: negative regulation of DNA-templated transcription. The annotation marks the transcript as partial.